Molecule: messenger RNA, 1561 nt
Organism: Haliotis rufescens (red abalone)
Lineage: Eukaryota; Metazoa; Mollusca; Gastropoda; Lepetellida; Haliotidae
Product: C-factor-like
Exons: 3
Coding region: 188-1039 (283 amino acids)
Source: RefSeq, a predicted model, not a curated record
GUACCCAUGGAUCGAAAAUCAUUGUCACAUAGACUUGUGUGGGUAAAUAACUAAGAUAGUGUGAUCUGACCUCCCUGUAAUUCUCAUGCGGUGUUGCAGGCCUUUCCGAGCACAGCCAGGCUACAUGUGUGGUCCGACUAUCAUGAGGACGCAUACACGAUGACAUACUUUGUUGGUCAGAGAUUACAUGACACUGAACCACAUUGAAGAUAAACACGCGACCGUAGUGAUGGCCUCAUGCAACACUUCACAAUCACAUGAUAAGCUAAGAGUCAUGGCAGAACUGUGUGUAGAAUCUGUUUUCAUAACUGGAACCAGCAAGGGGGUCGGUCUUGGCCUUGUGAAGGGCUUUCUGGAACUUCCCAACCCACCCAAACACGUGUUUGCGUCCUGCAUCGACCCUGACAACGACGAGGCCACAGAGUUGAGAGAUGUGGCUUCACACAAUCCCAUUGUCACGUUGGUGAAACUUGAUGUGCAAUCUGACGCUGACAUCGCCAACGCCGUAACGACAGUACAACGUGUCCUGGGACAGAGAGGGUUAAACCUGCUUAUUAACAACGCAGCCAUAAACUCCCAGCUGUAUGGACUGGAGUCUUUGACAAGGGAUGAUAUCAUGAGUCACUGUGACUGCAAUGUGGCAGGUCUCCUUCUCGUAUCACGAGCAUUUGUGCCACUACUGAGAACUGCUUCCAAACAAAACGAAACGCUUCCUCUAGGAUGCAACAGGGCAGCCAUCAUCAACAUGUCUACUGGCCUCAUCAAAUCCCAGUUCUGGUCACCUGACGAACGUCGUUAUUCCUACGUCUUGACAAAGACAGCCGCAGCCAUUGCUACCACCAUGAUGUCAAGGGAACUUUCGCCAGAUGACAUCCUCGUGGCGGGUGUAAGCCCUGGAUGGGUGAAGACUGAAAUGGGAGGACCUGACGGUCGCAUCACGGUUGAGGAAAGUGUGAUAUUAUGUUUUGAAAGAUUUUGUAUGUUAAAAGCUGAGCACAGAGGUAAAAUGGUUUUGAAAUAUAAAACGAUGGAACUAUAGAUGUAAUAUGUGAAAUGUGCGUCAGUUGAAAUCUUUCCUGUAAAAGGAACGGUCUGAAGCUGUUUCAAUGGGGGUAUUUUAUUGCGUUAUUUGUUUUGGGUUUGAGAAAGUUACUUGGGGAGGAGUAAUCAGUGGAAAGAUGUAAACAAACUUCUAAACGAAACUGUAUCUUUAUCUCACAUAUGUAUAAUGAUAUGCGUAUAUAUGAAAUUCAUUUUAAAUAAUUAUGAAAUAUUUCAAUUUUAACAACAUCUGCAUGUCUCAACUGGUCUCUUUCAUUACAUAAUAAUAUUACAACAAUGUUGCUAGUACUUUGAAAUUAUAAGUAACUUUACCACUGUAGAUAUAGCAAUGUCAACAGUAUCAUGUAAACCACUAUGAUUAUGUCAACCAAAUACCACUUGUUCCUUGAAAACAAUAAUAAAUGUUUCAAGAGGUCAUUGCUGUGAAAAUUUUUACUAAGUUUGUUUUCAUGAUAUGUUUAUUUUCUACUUUCAUAUUACAUAAACAUUUAAACUGAAA